AUGAGGAGGAGGAGGAGGAGGAGGAGGGUGGAGGUGAUGGAAAAGUGGAUUAGAAUGGGGAUCCAGAAACGACCGUCAGGUGAGAAUAAAAAGGAGAGGAAGGGGCCCAUGGUGGGGCUAGGCAAAGGAAGGGGAGUAAGGGAAACGACAAAAGCGAGGGCGCAAUGCAAUGUGUAA
Serpula lacrymans var. lacrymans S7.9 is the source of this 177-nucleotide messenger RNA. RefSeq lists its product as uncharacterized. NCBI's taxonomy places the organism in Eukaryota, Fungi, Basidiomycota, Agaricomycetes, Boletales, Serpulaceae. The record is from RefSeq and is a predicted model, not a curated record. The transcript has a single exon. The coding region runs from base 1 to 177 and encodes 58 amino acids.